AGCACGCGCACGCGCACACGUUAAACGCUGACUUCCAAGCCUUUCCUACUCACAUCUUCUCAAUUGGCUUUUGCCGCGCUGCCGUUCGCACGUUUGCGGUGAUUAUUCGAUUUCUUGAUACAACGAAAGAAUUUUUUUUUGCUGUUGUGGGUGGCUUGCUGAAUUGAAUCAUUGUUCGGCGUUUAAUUCCGUUAACUCCUCUCAUUUUUUUUUCCUGUAUGUGUAUGCAUUCGCGUUUGUUUAGCCGGAAUCAAUUACCACAACAACAUAAGCGACAUAUUUUCCCUUUGUCAUCGUAAUUUGUGUGCGUCGUGCCGACGCACUUCGUUUGGUUGAACACACGGAUUCCGAAGAGCCACAACAAACGCCGUCAGCGAAAACGACACGGAAUCCCUCAAGCUGUGAAACCAAGAACCCCCAAAGCGACAUUUAUCAGAAAACAGCAAAAUGACGAACGCUGCCCCUCCCCGCGACGCCGUUCCACCGGAGGACGAAUCCCCGGUGGUGUGCCCGGCCAAGAAGUACAUCUUUGACCUCCGCUCCUACGUGUGGAAGGAGAUCGACACUCUCAUUCGAAUCCCCCAUCCUGCUAAAGGCAUCGGACACGGUGGAAUGCGCGUGUGCUACGAGGUCGACGACCUGGACGAGGAGGGCGCUGGCAUGCCGAUGGUGGCGAAGAUGUUUCGCCGCAACAUCAGCGACGUCGUCGAGAAGGACUACUUCAACGAGGGCGAGGCGCAGUGCAUGUGCGAGGAGUUCGCCACUAACUUCAACCGCAUCCACCUCGACUCCAUGCACAAGCCGAACAUCUCCUUCCUGCAAUGCUACGUCGUGCGCAUCCCGCGCAAGAACAUCCCUGAGGAGUACCAGAACAAGCGCACGGGAUUCUUCUCCUACAAGACGCAGGAUACCCGGGAGGUGAUGUUUGUGAUGGAGCCAAUGUUGAGGGGCACCUUCACCAAGUACAACAGUAACUACGGCGAGACCUACCGUGAGGACAAGAAGGCAGCGCUUACGUCGACGCAGGCGAAGCGGCGAACGGAGAUCUUUGAGACGGCCGAGGCCUUCUCGCACUUCUCACUAGUAGAGAGCGGCGGUUCGAUGCUGCUGUGCGACCUGCAAGGCGUGAAUGACUUCCUGACAGAUCCGCAGAUUCACACGGAGGACGGUAAAGGUCUGGGCAUGGGUAACAUGGGCCAGGAGGGCAUUGACAAGUGGGUGGAGAAGCACGUGUGCAACGAUAUGUGUCGUGCUCUGGGGCUGCAGCCGUUGCAAGGCGACGUGCGCGCUCAGCUGCAGAGCCAAAAGCCGGUGACACCGUCGCAGCUGGUGCCGCUCACGAAACCCUUAGCCGAGAUGAGUGAGGCAGAACGUGUCGAGUACGCAAUGAAGGUUUCCCAACUAAACUACUAA
Leptomonas pyrrhocoris is the source of this 1413-nucleotide messenger RNA. RefSeq names its product myosin heavy chain kinase a-like protein. Gene Ontology annotation, biological process: protein phosphorylation. Lineage: Eukaryota; Euglenozoa; Kinetoplastea; Trypanosomatida; Trypanosomatidae. The transcript has a single exon. The record is from RefSeq and is a predicted model, not a curated record. Bases 448 to 1413 code for a protein of 321 amino acids. Gene Ontology annotation, molecular function: protein serine/threonine kinase activity; ATP binding.